AAGUCGGGCACGGUCCUCGUGCCAGCCCAAGAGCGAAUCCGCAUAGAACCUGAACCAACAUCGCGGAACACUUCCGAACCCGUCAUUAUCUCAUCGCACACAACAGAAUCCGAAACGGCCGAUAGAGACGAUCGCUUAUGGUCUUGGGCAUUUUUCUCCAGCCUCGAAUACGCGACGCACACAAGCGUCGCUGUGUCCACGGCUGCUUUGGAAGCCUUUCUCCAGCUUCUCACCGUACGCCGCCCAAUGAUCCUGUUCCCGCGUCAGUGGUGGACGAACGAGCCCGUGUUCAGUGGCAAUCUGUCCGAUGGGGCUGGGUCAUUUGUUCACGAAGAAAUGCCCUUGGGUGAUGCAGACGACUACGUAACGAUGAAAUUCCCCUCUGGCUCUCCCCCUCUGCACUCUAUGGACAUCUACUCCGUUUGCCCGGGCACGCUGGACAGCAUGACAGAGGACGUGGUCGGCGGAUUAAAGCGCUCUGUCUCUUCCCUCAGUGUUGCGUCCUCUUCAGACCCACCGGAUGCUGGACUUGUCCAAGCCCGAGAAGAGGUGCUUAAACAGAUGUCCACCGUCAAGGCUCGUCUCGUACGAGUCCACGAGCAACAGCAGAUGAACAAUCCGACCCUUCACCCGAGUGAAGACGGAUCUUGUGACUACACCGUCGUGGAUCUUGGAUUAGAUCACGAUCAGUCAGCUGGGGAUCGCUCCCACACUGGUGCCUCAAGUGAAGGGGACGCAGAUGCGGUUGUGCCUCAGGCUCCCACCAAUCGUCUCCUUGAAUUGCGAGAGCUUUUACACACUGCCGAGUCAACAGAUGUGACCUCCGUUUCAGAACUCCAAUGGCUUCCAUUAUACCUAAUCUUUCAUUGUGGUCUCCUUCCAGUUUCGGUCACCAAAACCGCCUCACAUAUCCCUGUCUCCACAAUGAAACCGAGGACCAGCCACCAGCUGUUGGCCAUUAGCUGUCUCAGCCAGCUUGCCCAACUUCGUCCUCUGGAUUUCCUUUUCAGCGACGUAUCAGUUGAUCGAUACUGCUCGUUGGAUACUCUUCCUGAGGUCCAGCCGAUGUUCCUAACAAGAGUGGAUCUGCUGCUGGAACUACUUCAGACACACUCCGAUCCGCACGUCCGUGGACAAUUGUGCAUUCUCAUUGGACAUCUGAUUUCCGCCUCUCUAGUUCACUGUCGCUUAUCCGAUACUGAACAACCGGUCGCUCCCGUCGUGGCACAACUUUCGCGGUUGUUGGACGCUUUGGAUAGCGUUUUAUCUUCUGAUGCUUCUGGUUCCAUAUUCCGUAUGGCUUUCUCUGGUCUCCGCAUCUGCGUCAAUACUGGCUUAUGUGGCUGCGCGGAUGUUGACAAACCACUUUCUACUGAGGAGUCGCAGACAACUGCUCUUCCAUUGGUGACCGUUAAGUGCUUUGCACGCCACCUCAUCACUGCUGCACGACACCCGUAUCGCUUGGUUCGUCGUGAAUUUCUUCUCUUUGUGACGGAACUGAAUUGGACGGCCUUGAACUAUUUGGAACUGGUGUUUAUCCACAAUUCGAUUUGUGCGACCAUAUCGCGGCCUGCUCACUUGUUUGAUCUGGCUUGGGUAGAAACAUGGCGUCUGUUAUCUGAUCCGGAGGCGGAGAUUCGCCAGCUCGCUUCUUUCGCGCUUGUUCACAGCUUCGGCCACGCUUUAACCUCUGGUCCUCAUCAGUCUACAUCUCCUGGCAGUCAGCACGUUCUGGUCCAUCGCAGUCUUGAACGUAGAUUGCAUUUAUGGUAUCCCCACUCGUUCUCAGAGCCUGGUUUACCUCUCAUAUCAUCCGGCUUGGUUGACUGCCGGAGCGAGCAAAGUCUCCCGCCCUGCCUCUUUGGCCUGCCCCCGGAACUGGACGUUGGGCCCUUGGGUUUCCAAGCUUUGUCUGACACGCCCCGGUUACUUUACCUUGAAAGAACAUGUGGGCAAUCCUCCUUUGUCGCAUCAUCGCCCUGUGAAGGCCCUUCUCGCUUGUUCCGUGAGUGCUUGGGCGCUUUUUUGGAAUUGCCUUGCUCCGGACCUCUGCCGCGUGACCGCCAUAUACUACAUGGUAUCCUCCUUUGCCUAAAUCAUCUCCUGGGCCAAUCACAUGUACUGGCCUUCUCGGAACUCUGGUACGACCUCCCGCCGAAUGAGACCGCUUCAACGGAAGGUGCGGAACCUGACGUGUUGAGUCGCGCGCAUCGCCCACGUAUCGCCCUUUUGUCCUGGCACUGUUUAACUUUGCUCUCUGCGGCUACGGUUACCUCCAUAGAUUUGGAGCUUCAUGUGGAACUAGUGACCCUUUGCACCGGUUGCCUUACACGUUGGGCCCUUCACUGUCUCACUGAGGGUAGUAUCGCCACCGGAAUCCAUGCGAUGAGUUCGGACGUUCGCCAUCCGUUCACCCGAUUCGCUUUGUCUUUACUUCAUCAUGUGGCACGCGUACUCUUCGUAUUAUGGCACGUAUUCGAGGGAAUUCGCCCGUCGACCUCGGCACCGAGUGGUGCCCAUGCUGAUCCGCUAAACAUGUCCACAACGAUUGCUGCCGUAAUCAAUCAGAUCGUACGGGCCGACUCCGCCAGCUCUGUGAAUCCCUGUGUACAUGCUAGCCCCGAUCAAACAGCUAGCAGUGGGACAUCAACUAUUUUGGCAAAUCCGCAGAAGCGCAUGUUCGGGGUAAAAAAGUCUGUCACAGAAAUCGGUGCUGGCGAACCUCGGCGAAUUUUGGGCUAUUUUAGCCACUUACCCCACUAUAUGGCGUUAUACCAGACCCUAAAGACUGCAUUUCAAUCUUACAAAAUUUCCGCCGAUCUCACCGGAUCCCAGGAUCAUCUCAUCGUCUUAUUGCAGACCUACUUGCGAACGGCGUCCCGCUUGAUGAAUUGCCUGCGGUUGGCUGAGAUAGCACCAUACUCGGAUGAAUUACUGACCUACGUCAGUGUGCUCUAUAACUGGCAACCUGCCGGAUGUCUCGAAGUGGCCACUCAAAUAUUUCGCGCUUUCGUCGGUACCAAUCUGAUGGGUCAUUGGGAUGAGCCACUGAGCCGUUUGUACAACCUCGCACUGGGCUCAAAAGCAACAGCCGAUGGGUCUUGGCAUCUUAGCUCUGAUUCGACCGCUUUGGAGGAAUCCGGAAUAGACAGUCUCUUCGAUACUUUGUGGCUCCGGUGCUCGCAACGCACUCAAUCGCUUGUGUCAUCUGGUUCAUUGAUCACCCCGUUCGCCUCAUGGCUGAGUUGUGAUCAAUUGUCUCGCGCUCCGAUCACAGCCUGGAUUCGGUUCGCACGCCAGUGGCGUGUCCCACUUCCUCUCACUUCCAAAGUCGCUGAAAUUAAGUCGGCCCUCACACACUUCUUCACCCGGUUCGAACACAUCGUUUUACGAAGUAUGGAAGAAUACGAUCGGACUAGCCGGUUCGCCUUACAACCGAACAUUCUCGAUCUGCUCAGCCAUCUCAUUUGCCUGAGGUUUAAUUACGCACAGCUGGAUGCAGAUCAGCACUUUUUAAAAACUGUGCUUCGUCACUGUGAAAAUCUAUUUCUGGAGGUACCCCGUGAACACAUCCUUCGUGGCAAGCCAACCUCGUCUUUUGCACCCAAUAACCCCUCAUUGGACAAUUCACAAGAUGUGCCUCAUCUGGCCGCUUCGAUGUUUCGCUUUUUCAUCACUCUGGUCUCUCAUCACGGAGCUUUGUCGAAACCUGCUUCUGCAUCACCAGACUUACCUUCACCAGAACAAGCGUGGUCGUUCGAUUUCAAUCAAAUUCUCCAAAUGGCGGAAAUGCUGGCCGCUGAAGGCCCGGAUCCCGGAGGAAGCGUAUUGUCUGCCCUCGCACCAGUCGUUAUUGAUUUGUUCGUGAUCCAGCGUUCCGUCAGCAAUGAGGCAUCUCCUCACGAUAACAGUACGGCGGAAGGGCAGUCACAGGAUCCAAGUGUCCAGAGAUCAGAUGUGCAACGCGAGGCUGUGUUCAGUUUCAUUUUGCGACGUCUGGCUCAUCUGCCUGCCAGCUACGAUCAACUUCGUCUCAUUAUGGAGGAGGCCACUUUACCGCGUCUUGGUCCCCUCGAUACCCAGGAGGACCGUUUGGUCAAGAUUGUUACGCAGAUUUUCGAUACCAUUCUCCAUCAUUUGAAGACCGGGUCCGUACAGGUUGACGCACCGAGGGAUCUGGAUUAUAUUCUCCUCUUGGUCGAUCAUCUUGCUUUGGUCCUUGGAUCGCUGAGUCCUUCCACUCGCUUAGUCUGUGUGCCACUCAUGGAGCGGGUGCAAGAGGUUCAGUUUAGCAUGGAAUAUCCUUCUUCAGAUCACUCGUUUACAUCCUCCAUGCGAUUCAUGCAAUGGGCUGUCGCUCAGGUCGUUUGCGCAAGGCUCUACCUUCGUUUUCUCACUGUGCUAUCUGAACGGCCUGCUGGCUCGGACGAACUCUCUUCUCUCAAGUCGCCCACCACUUUCAUUGAACCCCUACUGCAUGUGUUGUCACAUCUUGUGCAUCGAUAUCGCCGUUCACUCCUCAUUCAUCCGCGCUUAGCGUCUACAUUGUUUGGACCGGGGUUGAACGAAUCACGCACAGUGAACACAUCAGCCGCCGCAAUACUCGCCCAACUCAUCGCGUCUCAUUUGCUUACUUUGCUCGAGUUCACGGAACGAGGAUACUCUAACUCCUUUCUACGCUGCCUCGCUGGUCACGCGCACCAAGAAUCACCGAUAGGACGGUGCCACACUGUUUUUUCCCUCUUGGAUUUCAAGGAGUUAACUCAACACUUGCUCUCUCUUUGUCACUUUGAACCACUGUAUGCGACGAUGUGGAUACGAUUCAUCUCUGUUCUGUCUCGCAACAACCCUAAUGGCUCGGCUGUCGCCGCCCUCAUUCACGAACUGUGCCACAGGUAUUUCUCUUCUGAACAAAGUUUAAACCUGGAGAUAUGUAUACAAACGUUUAUGCUGGAGCUUGUGAACAACUCAUUGCCCAUGGGGACGCAGGGUCCUGUCGUUCCCCUCCAAGCGCUUUGUCCUACCCAAAAUCAGGACGCCCUACAUGAUUGGUCCCGUCGCCUGUUCUCUCUGUGGCAAGCCCGAUUUGUUCCAGUGCGUCGACUGUUCACACUGGCUUGCCAGUGUCCUGAGACGAGCGAGCUUUUACUGUCUUACUUCGUUCAGAACAUUCCAUACAUGUCAUCGGGCCAAAUUCGCUCCUUCUUCCUACAUCUGUCGGCACAAUUUCACCCCAGUUCGACCGACAAACAUCUUGCGUUGCUUUGGGACUAUUUCAUAGCUCCCGAACCGACAACCCGUCCGGACUCAGAGUGCCACCGUUGCCGCCGGAGCCCAUUCCCUUGUGCGAUACAAUUACUGGCCAUCCGCGAGGCUCAUCGGCUGUUGCAUUCAAUCGUAGACUCUUCUGGUUCCAGCGAUACUGAGUGCUCCAGUUCCACUUCCCUGGCUACCCUGAUGGGAUUCUGCGCACGGUUUCCCAAAUCAACUGUGUUAAGUUCAUCUCUGACCGCACUGCGUGAUGUCCUCGAACGAGCCAUCGAUCGUUUGAGUAACAGCACGGGCGCUUCCGCUUCUGCGCUUCAUGAUGCUUCUUUGGAAGCGUACAACAAAGUGCCUGAUGUCUCCUCUCUGUUGUGUCAACUUGAAGAAGAUGCCAAACCGUGGCUGCUUGAUUCUAUUAGAUCGGUACUGCGAGACUCUCCCAGCAUCGGUAGCGUCCAUGCCGUCGCUCAUCUCAUACAAGCUUUGACGCGAUCCAGCCGGGGCGCUGAUCAGGAGCAUCUUUCCUCCUUGCUACAGGAUUGUUGCCUUCGUUGUUGCCCCCGAUUGCUUCAGCACAUUCUUGAACCUCGCCAGUUCUCAACCCCUGAACUAUCAGCUGAGAUGGCCAACGUAUCGAGGCUGUGCGACACCGAUGGCGAUUUUAUCUCGGACGGCGUCACAACUAAGAUUCCACUUCGAAUCGGAGAUCAGCUUCUCUUUCGACGGAUGCAACAAGCCAUCACUGAACCCGCCCAUGUCUUGGAGCAGCUUGCAGAUCCCACCCUGUGCAAAUCGGUGCAAUCAUACCUUAUCGGUCUAGGGACUGCCUUCCUCCAUCGUCUGUCCUCAAAGCCACAAAUGCCUAUGACGAGUCUAACCUCCUCCUCCUCUCCUGAUACAGAUAUUAUGGCUUCGCAGUUCCUUCAUCUCUUGAUUGAGAUCAUCCUCAACUCCUUGGGCCGCGUCCCGAGGGAUAUCUCAGUCUAUCGGGAUCCCCGUGCUCAACAUCACACAUUUCGGCGCCAUGCGUGUUCCGUUGGUCUGUUGCACCUUACUCUAUGUCUUAUGGACUACCGGUUACACCGUCUGUCGAUGCAAUUAUGCGAAAAUGCCACCAGUUUCUUGGAGAGUGAAGAGGAGCAGGAGGUCAACUUUUAUUUAGGCUUUUUGGCCGCAAUUGACCACUUUGGUGCUGCUUCUGAGCCGCUGACUUAUUGGAAUCUGGAUCACCAUUGGCCAGCCCCCGCGCAGUCUGUUUCCCAAGGUCUUGCUAUUACUAAUCUUCUUGUUCCGAAACAUCCAACUCUCUUUGGUUCGUGGUACCCGAGCCCAAUUUGCGCUACUGCUGUGGCCCAUUUCACCGACACAUCCGCUUCUUCGUUGUCCGCUUCGAUGGUUUUCACCGGUGCAUCGGAAUGUACUGAAACCAACAGUGAGCCAUUGUCCCGUCGGGUACUAGCGGCUCGCCUCGCACCGUGUCAGGUGCUGGCCAAGUGCCGUUUACUGCGGUCCGGCUUGUCCGUAGCACGCAAUUCACUGCUGGGUAGCAAGUUAAGCGUGUGUCUAUUCGGUUGCAUUCGCUUACUUAAAAGGACUGCCUCAAUCCAUCCAACCUCCGAGUCCCCAUGGGAAUCCGCGACGGACUCCCUUCUGAACUUGGAUCCUCAUGAGUUAGCCGCAACCAUCAGCCACAUGAACGCUUUUGGAUGGACUGAUCGCAAACAGUUCGAGAGGUCUUGGAUGUCCUACUUGGAAUUAUUGGUUGGUUCCAGCCAAAUGACGGACGGGCAUUCUGCAGAGUCGCCAACACACUUAAGUACCCUGGACGGGGUCAAUGUGGAGCUCAUCGAACGCAACCAGUGUGUGCAGACUGGUCUGGCCGGAAUGACACGCUUACUUUUGGACGCGGCUCUCCGACCUGAACCUGGAGAUCCACUACACUCGGAACUGCGUCACCAACCCCGCUGUGGAACUCCACACUUUUCACACACCAAACUAGGUCGCAAAUUAGCCUCUAUUGUGUCCAAAAUCGAGGGCCAACACAUGCGCUUGGUCCACUUGCGACACCAUUAUCUUGGCAAAUCCUUCGAUUCCUAUUCCCAAUCGGGUGAACUUGAUCCUGUCAGCGGUGCCACCAUGGAACUCUCCCCUGACCUUAUCGAACCGAAUUUGGAGCGGCUAGCAGAUGUUCCUGGGAGUCCCGGGCCCAGUCUAUUUGCCAUCUAUUGGAUCGUGAGAAGACUGAUGCCUUCCACGGACAGUAGCGGAAUCUCAACGGAUGAUUCAGUAGGGGACGUCGGAGCUCCGACACCUCAACUUCGAAAAGACGGUAACACCGGCCGGCUCACCAGGAAAUACGAAGAUUUACUAUUCUCUUGCCUUCAGUCCAUCCAGCUUCUUUGUCAGUCAUGGGCUGGUCAACCUUCCCUAGGAGCUUUUGUCCCCACCGCCAAAAUGUCUCCGAAGCCAGUCACUACAAUGGCGAUCGGCGUCACGGAUUCGACCACCACGAGCACAUCGGAUUCCUUCUCCUUAACCAAUCCUAGUCGAAUUGGUGUGGCAGUUCCUCAGCCAAAAGGUCUUGUGUUGGCCGUCUCCACUGCGGUAGUGCGUUCGCUUGUCAUACUGUCCGAUCUGUUCACUACUCGUGAACAGUUUGAGUGGCUCAAGCUGUACCUGAAAGAAGUUCUACAGCGGUUACCGUCCCCGGCCGAAUUCCCAGCCCCCAUUCACACAUGGCUGACGCUAGGACUGGCCAAAUGCACGGCGGUGCUUGAGUUAGUCCAAGAUUGCCCGAACGCCGAUGUUCUGCAUUCUUCGUCUCUUGAACCGGCGGUUCGUCAAACUAUCCAUGCACUCCAGUCCACCGUAAUCCCCAUCCAGGAUGCCGGUUUGCAAGCAUCCAUGUGGUUACUGCAUUCAGCCAUCCUUAUACGCACACAGCCCCAUCAGAGCCACCUGCAACAACACAGUCCUCCCACGGGUUCCUCUGUCCUGAACGAAUUGUACACGCAGGUUUGUGUAUUCGUCGAAAGGAAGCUGGCUACUAUUUUCGGACCACUGCCACCUGUUCGUGCUUCAUCUGAAGCGAUCCGUAGUGGCACACUGCCUCCACGAAGAAGACCUGUCGGUGGCGGUAGUAUGCGAUGGAACCAAGCAGCGGCUUUGGGAACAACCGGGUUGAAGAAAUUGAUGGCUGGGGCCUUUGGCUCCUCAAUCAGUGCCAAAGGAGGAGGAGGCGGUGCCCACACUCUUUACGAUGGCACUGAAUCGAACGUUUCCCCACCUAGUCCGGUCGAUCGAACUGAGCGGCAUCAACUCACGGUUUUGGCGACCGCCUUCUUUCUCACUGAACACUUCUCAGCACCGCCUGUCUAUCCCGUUUUGAUGGACUUUGGCUCCGGUCUGACUGAGAUGUUGUCCGGUCUCACUUGCAGCUUGUUUAAACUCAGUGCGGAUAUGCUGUCGGAUGCCACUCCGCCUGCCGCAAAGGAUCGCCCGCCUCUCCCAUGCAACCGCUACGCUCUCUUGGAUUCGGGGACCACGAGGAGUCUGUGUUGCCCCUUGUCUGUUCACACUGCCUGGUGCCGAGGCGUCGGACGGUUGGUGCUGCUAGGCCGGUUGGGCAAAGGUGCCACUGAGAGUCUGAUGAAGAUGUGCAUUGCUCGCGUGCGCACGUGCCGUUCCCCCCUGAUUAGUUUUCCUGUGUUACGUCUCCUGAUCACUUGCGUGUACGCCAGUACGGGACGCCUGACAGCGCAGCUGCAGAAUUACUCCCAUGGAUCAGGGCCUUCGUCUGAACCGCGGACGCACAACACUGCUUCGGGACAGGGCGAUGCCACUUCCGUCAUCGACGAAGCGAGAGCUCUGCAACCCGGCGACUCACGUGCUCUACCGCUGUCAGUGCUUGAAGAGUUCGAAUCCACCAUCGCUGUGACGCAAGAAUUCCUCGGAUGCUUGUGGGAGCGCUUGAGAGGUGGUGUUGCGCCGCUUCAGUCCGUGCCGGCUAUCGCCGGCCCGUUGUGGAUCUCCAACGCUUGGACUUGUAUCGCGGAAGCCGUGGUCAUCGCUGACCUGUUGCCAGUCACCAGUAUGGAGAUUGUGCAUACUCUCAAGGUCACAUUGGCUCUGCCCAUGGGCCAAGCGUUCGACGCGAAUAUUGCCGAUCCAGUGUUGAACAAAGCGUUGGGGGAGUUUGCUCGGCUGGACCACACACAUCCCCAUCUGGCCGCACAAACUCUGAUCCAACUGUUCGCCUUAUUCCUGGCCACCGAAGGAGGCCGGUCUGUGAUCCGCAAAUGGAUCCUCCUCUCCUUGCCCACGCUGCUCGACCGGCAGCCAGCGCGACUGGCCAUCUGGGCCACCUCCGUGUGCUUGCUGGCGGCCACAACUGAUCCGACUUUACGUCUAGCCACCAUACUAUGUGCCGAUCCAGCAAUGUUUCGUCCGUGUGAGACAGAAGCGGACCGACCCGUAUCCAAUCAAAGUCGCGCAUCUAACAUUCUCAGUGAUUUGCUCUGCUUAUCCGCGGUGCAUUUCAUUCGCUUUGGUUUACUGUGCAAUACUUCCACGGGCGACGAAGUCCAAACGAAGCGCCGCGCUGAACAGCAGGCCGCAUUCCUGCAUGCUUUUGAGCAAAUCGCUCAGCUGGACGCCACCUCUGCUAUGCUCUCUCAUAUUCCGCACUGUCACAUGGAUCACGAUGAGCAACGAACAUUCCAGCGGGUCUAUCGUCUACUCCAUCGUGAGAUGUGUGCAACGCACGAUGCCAAGACCUCCAACAACAUCGAUAUAGACGUACCGUCCGCCAUUUGAUAGAUAGCCUCGUAUGCAGCUGUCGCCUUAUUGGUACUGCUCACGAAACUGUAAUCGCUGCUUCUACACUUCCUGUGGUUAACCGCCGCACACACACACACACACCAACUGUUUCCCUUUGCGUACUGUGAUAUACCUCACAUUCAUAUCGUCCAAUGCCCUUGUCUCUCUCUUCUACUCUGAACAGUCCCCAUUCGUAUUUAAUCACGUGUACUGCAUUCCGACGGAUGACCUCACUACCAUUGCCUCUCCUGGAACACUUUGACCUAAACAGUGGUCACCGCGAUCAGUCCGGCCCUCUCUUGGUCUGCGAACACUUCAAGCAACAUGAUAGUACACACACACACACAGUUAACUUCGCUUCGCUUCAGUUAUCAUCCCUAUCUUCUCCACACAUUUCUUGGACUCAUCCUAAUGGGGCAUCCUCAUUCUCAUUUGUCUUUCGAACCUUGUCAUAUGGUCGAUUUGUAAUCAGUUCGCUCCAUUUGUGGCUCCUGUCAGCACGCUCUUUGCAAUACUUUCUUCUAUUCGUUGGCCUCCUCAGUCAGAGCGCUCCUCUGAACUGCAAUGUUCAUGCUCAUAUCCAACCUUACAUGGCUUUAUCUCACUCGUUUUAUACUCUGGACUGCUCAUCACAUUGACCGGUAUUCACCACGGUGUACACAAACU
Molecule: messenger RNA, 10749 nt
Organism: Dicrocoelium dendriticum
Lineage: Eukaryota; Metazoa; Platyhelminthes; Trematoda; Plagiorchiida; Dicrocoeliidae
Source: the annotation of a GenBank genome assembly